Messenger RNA from Ichthyophthirius multifiliis, 804 nucleotides. RefSeq lists its product as hypothetical. The record is from RefSeq and is a predicted model, not a curated record. Lineage: Eukaryota; Ciliophora; Oligohymenophorea; Hymenostomatida. The transcript has 7 exons.
UAUGUCCUGGUUUAAAUGUAGUUAUAAGAGAAAUAGUUUAGCAUUUAGAUUAUAAUUAUAAAGUUAAUUAAAUAUAUGGAGCUAAAUAUUGAUUUAAAGGCAUUUAUAAGGAAGAAUAUAUAAAAUUAUUACCUGAAGUAGCUAAUUUUGUUCAUCAUAAAGGAGGGACAUUUUUGGGUACAUCCAGAACAGGAUUUAACAAAUACAAAAUAAUUGAAGGAUUGAUUAAAAAUGGAAUUUAUUAAUUGUAUGUCAUUUAAUUAUAUUAUGAAGUUAGAAAAAGUAAACUAAAUAUUGCAAUUUGUAAUAUUCCAAGAAGUGUAGAUAAUGAUAUUCCUUUGUAGAUAAAUCUUUUGGCUAUAAUAGUUCAAUCGAAGCAUUAAAAUAUUAAUAUUUAUUUAUACUAAUAUGGAAGGAAACAAGAUCUCAUAAAAAUGGAAUUGCUUUGGUACUGGUAUAAAAUAUGGGUUUAUUACUAUGGGAGCUUAUCUUGCUUCAAGAUGCACAAAUUUUUGCUUAGUUCCUGAAUUUUAGUAUAAUUUAACUAUUAAAGUUAAUGCUUAUGAUGUUAAGCUUUGUAGGUACAAUUGGUUAAAAUGCUGUGCAUGGUUUAAUGGCUGGAUUUACUGGAUUUUUAAUACAGCAUAAAUAGAAUAACAAGUAGUAACGGUGAUUGUUAAAAGUUACUUGCUUCUACUCGUUAACCUUGAUUUAGACACGAAGAUUUAAUAAUUUAAUGAUAUUAUACCGAAUAUUUUGGAUUAUUUUAUCCAAAAUUUAUUUGAAGGUCUAUAAAUUAUUUGA